CGAGACAACAGCGAAGGACUGAAUCGAUGGCUUGCUGGCGAGGAUCUAAUGACGGAUGUUCAGGCAGCCAAAAAAUUGAUUCAGCGAGCUCGUGUCCAUCUUUCAUCGUCACUCAGAACUUUUGGUAUAUUUUCGGAAACACAGAUCAAUAGCCUAUUCGCAGCUGUAUCUGCAGCAUCCGAAGUUGAAAGUUCUCCAACAGAAAUGAAGCAUGAAAAUGAUCAAAAAACUAUUAUAAAAACGAGCCAAUCCAAAACUGAUGAUUUGGAAUUAACUUCAUGCGAUUUUUUCAGUGUUUGUUAA
Molecule: messenger RNA, 303 nt
Organism: Gongylonema pulchrum
Lineage: Eukaryota; Metazoa; Nematoda; Chromadorea; Rhabditida; Gongylonematidae
Source: the annotation of a GenBank genome assembly